Mytilus californianus (California mussel) is the source of this 1580-nucleotide messenger RNA. Its product is annotated as tubulin alpha-1A chain-like. Lineage: Eukaryota; Metazoa; Mollusca; Bivalvia; Mytilida; Mytilidae. Gene Ontology annotation, cellular component: microtubule; cytoplasm. The record is from RefSeq and is a predicted model, not a curated record. The transcript has 3 exons. Gene Ontology annotation, molecular function: structural constituent of cytoskeleton; GTP binding. Gene Ontology annotation, biological process: mitotic cell cycle; microtubule cytoskeleton organization. The coding region runs from base 158 to 1513 and encodes 451 amino acids.
AUGUCAAACACGACUGAACAAGAGUUUUCCGGAAUAUAAAACCGACUGGCGGUCCGAUUUUGGCAUUUCACAAGGUACCUCUCACAAGAGACGCAUUGCUGUCUAUAAGUGAGUUUUCUUGGUUGAACUUGGAUACCAGUCUAUUUAAUUUUUAAGCAUGAGGGAAUGUAUUUCUAUCCACGUCGGACAGGCCGGAGUACAGUGCGGUAAUGCCUGUUGGGAACUGUACUGUUUGGAGCACGGUAUCCAACCUGAUGGUCAGAUGCCCUCAGACAAGACCAUUGGAGGUGGUGAUGACUCCUUCAACACAUUCUUCAGCGAGACAGGAGCUGGCAAACACGUACCCCGGGCUGUCUUUGUUGAUUUGGAACCAACUGUAGUCGAUGAGGUCAGAACUGGUACAUAUCGUCAACUCUUCCAUCCAGAACAACUUAUCACAGGAAAAGAGGAUGCUGCAAACAAUUACGCCAGAGGUCACUACACUAUCGGAAAGGAAAUUGUUGAUCUGGUUUUGGACAGAAUUCGUAAAUUGGCUGAUCAAUGUACCGGUCUCCAGGGAUUCCUCAUCUUCCACAGCUUUGGUGGUGGUACUGGAUCAGGAUUUACAUCACUUCUCAUGGAACGUCUUAGUGUGGAUUACGGAAAGAAAUCAAAACUGGAAUUCGCCAUCUACCCAGCACCUCAAGUCUCCACUGCCGUCGUAGAACCAUACAACUCCAUAUUGACCACUCAUACAACUCUUGAACACUCCGACUGCGCAUUCAUGGUAGACAAUGAAGCCAUCUACGAUAUUUGCAGACGUAACUUGGACAUUGAAAGACCAACAUACACCAACCUUAACCGUUUGAUUGCACAGAUCGUUAGCUCAAUUACUGCCUCCCUCAGAUUCGAUGGUGCUCUGAACGUCGACUUGACUGAGUUCCAAACCAACCUGGUACCUUACCCACGUAUCCAUUUCCCAUUGGCCACAUAUGCACCAGUCAUCUCUGCUGAGAAAGCCUACCACGAACAACUCUCUGUUGCUGAGAUCACUAACGCAACAUUUGAGCCAGCUAAUCAAUUGGUAAAAUGCGACCCACGUCACGGCAAAUACAUGGCUUGCUGUAUGUUGUACAGAGGAGAUGUUGUCCCUAAAGAUGUCAACGCCGCUAUUGCUACAAUCAAGACAAAAAGAACAAUCCAGUUCGUCGACUGGUGUCCAACUGGUUUCAAAGUCGGAAUCAAUUACCAACCACCAACUGUUGUACCAGGAGGUGACUUGGCUAAAGUACAGAGAGCCGUCUGCAUGUUGAGCAAUACAACUGCCAUUGCUGAGGCAUGGGCCCGUCUGGAUCACAAAUUUGACUUGAUGUACGCCAAGCGUGCUUUCGUCCAUUGGUACGUCGGAGAAGGCAUGGAAGAAGGAGAAUUCUCAGAGGCCCGUGAAGAUUUGGCUGCUCUAGAGAAGGACUACGAAGAAGUCGGUGUAGAUUCAGUUGAAGGUGAAGGCGAGGAAGAAGGAGAAGAAUAUUAAACUAACUGAACAAUAAAAAAAUCAGGACUGUUGUUUCAAAAAAAUAAAUAAAUUUAAGCAACGUGUA